Messenger RNA from Numida meleagris (helmeted guineafowl), 1148 nucleotides. It is a transcript of the gene SYS1, whose product is annotated as SYS1, golgi trafficking protein. The transcript has 3 exons. Lineage: Eukaryota; Metazoa; Chordata; Aves; Galliformes; Numididae. The record is from RefSeq and is a predicted model, not a curated record. Gene Ontology annotation, cellular component: trans-Golgi network; Golgi membrane. Gene Ontology annotation, biological process: Golgi to plasma membrane protein transport; protein localization to Golgi apparatus; Golgi to endosome transport. The coding region runs from base 53 to 523 and encodes 156 amino acids.
CCCCGCCGCCGCCGCCCCUGAGGCCGCUUCCGUCGCGCCGGGCGGGCGGGCGAUGGCGGCGCAGUUCCGCAGCUACGUGUGGGACCCGGCGCUGAUCGUGGCGCAGAUGGUGCUGCUGCAGGCCGCCUACUACAGCUCGCUCGGGCUCUGGCUCGCCCUCCUCGGCGCCCUCGGCAGCACCGGGCCCUCCCUCCACCAGAUCUUCAGCGACGAGAUUUUAGGCUUCUCGACACCGCCUGGGAGGCUCUCCAUGAUGGCUUUCGUCCUCAAUGCACUCACCUGUGCUCUGGGCUUGCUGUACUUUAUCCGACGAGGAAAACAGUGCUUGGAUUUCACAGUCACAGUUCAUUUCUUCCAUCUCUUGGGCUGCUGGAUUUAUAACUCGCACUUUCCCUCAACUCUGACAUGGUGGCUGGUGCACAUUGUGUGCACAGCACUGAUGGCUGCAAUUGGGGAGUACCUCUGCAUGAGGAUAGAACUUAGGGAAAUCCCACUGAAUUCUGCUCCCAAAUCCAAUGUAUAACAUGCUAUGGCAACAACAUGCUGCAUUGCAUCAUUGCUCCCAGCACAAGUACAUCUAAUGCCUGAAAGUCAUCACUGAAGAAGCACAGCAGGUCUGUUGAGACUUUUUUUUUCUUUUAAAGACUGCGUGAGUGUGAGCAUCUCCUUUGUCAUCACCAGACAACAGAGGAGGAGAAGAUGUUUAUUUUAUUAACACUAAGCAUUUAAUGACUGUAUGGCAAGCGUGCUCUUAAACUGUUCACUCUUAAGACUGUUAAAAGCCAGGUAGCAAAACUUCACAAGGAGGAGCAUCUGGAAUUUAAUAAAUGUGAAAGGUCCCUGUGUGGGUAUUGCAAUGGUCAGCUUGUUUUGCAGGAGCUGGCACUAUGAGCAGCAGGGCUGGGAGCUGCUGCAUCUGGGUUGACACUUGUUUGCGCUUCAGUUGGGAAAGAAGUCAAGGAAGUGAACGAACAGGGUAAGAAAGAAAAUAGUUGUAAUUACCUGAAUCACCAGCUGAGACCCUAAAAGCCUUGUAAUGUUAGAUGGGGUUGUUUGCUCUUUCCGUGUUUAAUACAUAGAGAUGUCAGACAGCAGUUUGCUGAAGAAAUCUUUUGUAAUAAUAAAAGUAUUAUGUUGCUGUGAGCGUG